ACCCUCGCCUGACUACGAACCUUUCACGACUCGACUACGACUUUACGACUGCGCAUUUAUUGCUGCCUACGAUACCUCAACGAUUCAACGACUUACGACCCUACCUCGCUGCCUGUCUUCCCAUCUGCCACUAGACCAACAUCCAAAAUGGCGAACCGCUUAUACAUCUCCCUCCCAGCGCCCUGCCCAGCAAAGCCCGCCAACCGCCGCCCUCCGCUCACGCCCUCUACUGUCUCAGCGCCUUCACUGAGCGCGUGUACACCCACCGUGUCCCGCCGUGACAGUGGCAGCGGCAGUCCCACCAAGGCGACGUCACUGCUUGCAAAGGUAGCAUCGCACCCCUCAACGCCACGCCGCGGUAUGACACCUGCGUCCUCGCCACUUCCCUCGCCCACACCGAAGUCACCAGAGGAGCACGACUCGCCACUGUACGAGAAGGACGGAAGGCCAAUGAUUUGGAGACACGACUCGGCACGCCACUUCCACAGGCAUCAGUCGCAAGACGGUUACAUCAGCUUCCCAGAUUUCGAGAAGUUCUGCCAGACUCAAGAGUACCAGACAAGAGAUGAGCACCAAAAUGCUCAAAGAACGGCAGUGAAGACGUGAAGCGACGCGCGGAAAGAAGGAUGGAAUGUGCUUCAAAGAGGAAGUACUCUGCUGAGACUGGGAAAGUCUCAGCCUAAUCAACAAACAAAUGUCUUACUACGACUUUUAUCUUCCGCGUUAUCGGAGGUUACACCGUGUUUUGGGAAUAUCCAGUUGUUAAAAGGAGACGGAGGGG
Messenger RNA from Mytilinidion resinicola, 781 nucleotides. RefSeq lists its product as uncharacterized. The record is from RefSeq and is a predicted model, not a curated record. Bases 148 to 606 code for a protein of 152 amino acids. NCBI's taxonomy places the organism in Eukaryota, Fungi, Ascomycota, Dothideomycetes, Mytilinidiales, Mytilinidiaceae. The transcript has a single exon.